AUGCGAUGGACGACAUUUUCCCUCGCUUUCUCCUGCCUCUUUUAUCCAUCCGAAAGUAGUCCUACGAAGAAUACGCCGCCAAGGCCUGAGCUCCUGCGAAAGCGCACAACGUUCGGAACUUCUUUCGGCAUCCCGGGUAACAAUGCGACAUUUGACUACGUUGUUGUCGGAGGUGGCAACGCCGGUCUUGCCGUAGCCGCCCGUCUUGCGCAACAGCAGAAAGGAACGGUGGCGGUCGUCGAAGCCGGCAGCUUUUAUGAGAUUGGGAACAGCAAUAUAAGCGAGGUUCCGGCAUUUACUAGCAUAUUCGCGAGCAAAGGUGUGCACAAUUGGCAACCGAUGGCCACGGACGGAAAAUCGAUCCUGUACCCGCGUGGGAAAUGCUUCGGGGGUUUAACGGCCAGAAACUUUAUGGUCUACCAGCGCGGCAAUGUUCAGUCCUACAAAAUGUGGGCAAACCUGGUCGGUAACGAAAAUUACGAGUUUGAAAGUCUCCUGCCCUAUUUUGAGAAAAGUUUCAAAUUCACACCCCCCGACACGAGCCGAAAAUUUAAAAACGGCAGUGUCGAUUAUGAUCCUACCGUGCUAGGGGACGGUCAAAGGCUUUUAUCUUUAACCUUCUUACAUUACGUCCAAGCCUUCGGUACGUGGGUGGUAAAAGGACUCGGGGAACUCGGGUUUUCCGCCAUUCCCGGAUUCCAAAGCGGCCAUUUGAUGCGGGACGGCUCGACUAUGGGCCAAACCUAUAGCAUAUAUAACAUUAACGUAACCACCAUGUUAAGAAAGUCGUCCGAAACAUCGUUCAUACGACUGGCCAUGGAACAUGAGAACUUUAUCGCCUACCCAUCUAUUAUGGCCAAGAGGGUCCUUUUUGAUAAGGACAAAAAGGCCACGGGCCUUAUGGGUGUUCAGUAUAUCCUGUCUGCCCGUAAGGAGAUUAUAUUGUCAGCAGAUUUUAUAGGAACGCCGCAGCUGCUUAUGGUGUCCGGGGUUGGGCCAACGGAUAUUUUGCAAAAAUUAAACAUUCCCGUCCUUGCAAAUCGUCCCGGCGUUGGCCAGGGUAUGCAAAACCAUAUAUAUUUCGGUCCGUUUUAUCGCGUCAACGCUCCAACGAUGUCGUCGCUUUUCGAAAAUCCCAAAUUCGCCGCGCAACAAGCCACCGAAUUCAAAAAUAACGCGGUUGGAAUAUACACCAACCCUGCGUCCGAUAUAAUUGCGUGGGAAAAGGUCCCGACGGAAAUGCGCUUAAACUUUACGGAGGCCUUACGGACAAGGUUGAGUGGCUAUCCUGAGGAUUGGCCGGAACUGGAAUAUGUUUCCCUCAAUGGAUAUUUGGGCUGGAAUAACGAUUUCCGCGGGGGAUUCCCGAACGACGGGUACAAUUAUGCAACCUUGGCGGUGGCAUUGGCCUCGCCAUUUUCGAAAAAUUCCGUGACCAUCGUUUCUAACGACACGUUUGUUCAUCCUAAACUCGAUCCCAAAUUCCUUUCCGAGCAGACCGAUAUAGAGGUUGUAUUGGCUGGUUAUAAAAAAGUGCGAUAG
Messenger RNA from Pyricularia grisea, 1542 nucleotides. RefSeq lists its product as uncharacterized. The transcript is spliced from 4 exons. Gene Ontology annotation, biological process: secondary metabolite biosynthetic process. The record is from RefSeq and is a predicted model, not a curated record. Bases 1 to 1542 code for a protein of 513 amino acids. Gene Ontology annotation, molecular function: oxidoreductase activity, acting on CH-OH group of donors; flavin adenine dinucleotide binding. NCBI's taxonomy places the organism in Eukaryota, Fungi, Ascomycota, Sordariomycetes, Magnaporthales, Pyriculariaceae.